AUGGCAAAAUACACCAUAACCCCCUGGCGCACGCCCUCGGACCUGCUGGGAGUCCGCUCUCAACUCUACCCAGCCCCAACCGCAGACCCAAGCUCAAACACCACGACGGAYCGUCUCCAAGCCGUGAACCGCAUCAUGGCAUGGAAACUUCGCGGAAACCUCCCACACGCAGUGGAAUCCACCGCUCUCCUCACAGACGCAAUUCUACAUCACCAACAACAAUCACAGUCCUCAUUGUCGUCUUUCAGCAUUCGUGCCGUCUACUCUGCCGCUUUCACGCGAUUUGUCACGGGCUUUUGCGAUAUAGGGAGAUCUCGGGAACGGAUGCUGGAGCCGAGCUCAAUGCUGGAUAUCGCGAGGAAGAUUGGGAUGCCUGUGGAAUUUGUGGGGCUACGGCAUGAAGCUACACACGAGGAACUACCUGGGUUGAGGAGAUUGGUCGGAGCUACGGAAGAGGCUUUGAGGUGGUUGUGGGAAGUUUAUUGGAGUCGGCUGAAGGAGGUGGUGCCUGAAGUCGAGAUGGAAAUUGAGGCGAGCGAGGAGGGUUUAGAAAAGAUCCGGGAGUUGCUGAAGACGUUCCGCACGGAGAGGAAGUUAGCCUUGAAGAAGAAAGGAAAGCAAAAAGGCAGUACAGAAAAACCAGUGGUGGAAGAAAAAACGGCGAAAGAGUGUGUGAGAAUCGUUGGCGGCACUGCACAGGGGAUAGAAAGCUUGGUACAGAGAUUUGUGCAAGAUAAGCUGCUGGUUCCAUCCAAGCGAGAGAUUGGAGAUCCACUUGACGGCGCAUAUCUAAUAUGGGAUCGCUUACUGAGAGCUAUCUUGGCCCAGCAAAGGGCAUUUCUUCCGGCCUUUGUCAAGAUCCUCCUGCAAGCCAUUGGCGACGUCAUAACAGACCAGUCAGAUGGAAAUACCGAGAAGGAGGCGCUGUGCAUGUGGCUGGUCCACACCGUAAGCAAGAAAAAGACUUGGGCGGUUGUCGCUAGCUCGGAUCUGGAUGCUUUGCGCAAGGAGAUGGUCAAGUGGUCUUGUACGCAUCCCGGGUAUUGGAGCCACUUUCUCGGCGUUCACCUUAUCAAAGCCGGUGGGCCAGAUUUUGCAAACAUCUGGGAAGAUGUGCUUGAGGCCAGUCGACUGGGCGAUGGCUACAUUGGCCAGGCAACAGUAGGUGAUGCUGAACUUGAAGUUGCGAGCAGUUCAGAGUCGGAGAUGCUCGAAGAUACUCUUCACCGAUCCGACGACAUGGAAGACGGCGAGUACCACCGCAUCUUGAAGCGUGCAACUACAUCGCCGAACCUGCCCAUAGGCGUAUGUCGAUAG
Molecule: messenger RNA, 1317 nt
Organism: Ramularia collo-cygni
Lineage: Eukaryota; Fungi; Ascomycota; Dothideomycetes; Mycosphaerellales; Mycosphaerellaceae
Exons: 2
Coding region: 1-1317 (438 amino acids)
Biological process (GO): maturation of LSU-rRNA; maturation of 5.8S rRNA
Cellular component (GO): Las1 complex; preribosome, large subunit precursor
Molecular function (GO): endonuclease activity
Source: RefSeq, a predicted model, not a curated record